Molecule: messenger RNA, 2391 nt
Organism: Daldinia caldariorum
Lineage: Eukaryota; Fungi; Ascomycota; Sordariomycetes; Xylariales; Hypoxylaceae
Exons: 1
Coding region: 97-2193 (698 amino acids)
Source: RefSeq, a predicted model, not a curated record
GUACAGCUGAAAACCCAUCUCCCCGUCAAUACUGCCCAAAACAGAGCGUAGAACUAUGGCUAACAGUGCACGACAGCCGAUUAUUGUUUCGAAAAAAUGCAGUCUAGAGUAUUUAAGCCCUCGGUAUGGUUGAAUUUCAACCACGAUGGAUACCCUUUGGUCCCCUUUGAACAGUAUUUGGAGGUUAGAAACCAACAUCCUACCCCGAAUCAGGAUGAGUCCGCUGAGAUGGGCGUAUCGAAUACGGCUGCACAAAUGCAAAGCUUAUUGACAUUUGGCCUUAUAGAGGGAGUUGUGGAGAAACAUGUUCCCGAAUGCGCAUUGACGAGAAAGACCUCAAAUGGUGGCACCGUCAUCACGAAGGAUGGCUUGGGCCACAUAAUCAAGGAUUGGGCCCGACGGAUUUGCAAGAACAAAGAUAAUUACACACCCUGGCUCGAAAGAGCGCAUACCACACUUAAGCGCGCAAAUUCGCUGUUGGCAGGGCUGGUGAGCUUACAAUUCCGGUGCUUUGAGCCCCUUGGAGAUGAUGCGCCAUCUACCGUUUGCCUCAUUGCUAUGAUUGGUGAAGCAUUGGCGAAUGCAAAGAGAGCAUUUAAACAGAGCCCACCUCGAGAAGGCUUCGCUUGGGGGAUGGUUUUGACUCCCCACUACCAUAGCUUGUUAGAGGAAGAUAUGCUUGCUCAGGGGUGGUGCCCUUCUGUCAUCAGCUAUCUUACCAGCACUGUAUCCGUUUCGUCGCUGGAGUAUGCAGUCUCGUGCGGACCGAUGAAUGAUGGAAAGGAUCAUCAACAUUGCUCCCCACAGUCAUGUGCUACAUAUGUAGUGGAUACUACAACAUAUGCUGCUCAGCAUACAUCCACUUGUCGGUCCUUGCUGGGGCGACUUCGAGAUACAUGCUAUAAUAUUUCAGUUGACUUGCGCGAAGUCGAAGGUCUCUUACUAGCUGGUGAAAUUCCCGUCAUAAAGCUAGACAAGGACGAGGAUGGCCAUGGUUACAAAUUAAGUGUGCACAAAGGUCGUGAUGUGGAAUAUGUCGCCAUAUCACAUGUUUGGGCAGACGGACUCGGAAGCACGACAGAAGACGGACUUCCAGUCUGCCAGAUUCGACGACUAACUACGCUAGUAGGCCGUCAAACCGCAUUUUGGAUUGACUCUCUAUGCAUCCCUCGGGCGGAAAGCGUGCGUAAAAAGGCCAUUGGCAUGAUGGCUCAGACAUACAGCCAAGCCAAAGCUGUGUUGGUACUUGACAGGACUUUACAACUGUGUCAGUCGACAGCGCCCUUAGGAGUGCGUAUUCUUCGCGUCCUGACCUCGGGAUGGAUGCAGCGGCUCUGGACACUGCAAGAGGCUGUGCUGUCCAAGGCUCUCUAUCUGAAUUUCGCUGAUGCGCAAACCCCAUUGAAUGGUUUAAUACCGUCUACCAGCGUUAUGCUACUGUCAUCACAUCUGACUGACUUGGCUGGGGGGCUAUUCCGACUCACAAAAAAAUCAGCUCAUGGAGUAUAUUCUGUCGGUGAUAUUGCCCGGUCUCUUCGAUGGAGGACUACAAAUCGCCCGUCGGACGAAACUUUAGCGAUAGCAAGCCUACUCGGCGUCCAACCUUCUAUCCUCGUCAACAUCAAAUCGGAGUUGCGGAUGAUUCGACUGAUCCAGGAACUGGGGAGCAUUCCAAGCAAUGUCCUAUUUCUGAAGGGCAGUAAAUUGCAAGUCCCGGGAUUCCGGUGGCUUCCAUCCUCCUUUAUGGCUGCCCAAGGUGCGAGUUCCGGCGGGUCUCAGCUGUCUACAGGAAGUCCUGACGGACGGGUAACUCCACGUGGCCUCGAAGCUACUUACUAUGCCCUAAAAUUCCCAAAAACAAGAAUCGAAGAAGGCAAACCUUGGGUACUGAAGGAUACUAAGUGUGAUAGGCUCUAUGAGGUUGUCGAUCCGAUUCAUUCUGUAGGUUCUUAUGAAUGCGGUAUGCUUUUGCUCCCGGGCUGGCUCUUUGCAGCUAAUCCUAGUGCAUGUGUUGCUGUCUCAAUUCUGGGCCAUUCAAGUGAGAAUGAUGAUGGCUCGUUUGUGGUUUAUACUGAGUAUCAGCGGAGGCUUCUCAUCCGCAAGAAACCAUUUCUUGGAGAAAUCACAGCAGCAAGCGGCCCAAGCGCUAUUUCGGUAGCUGUGUCGGGGAGCAUUUGUGUGUGUGUAGGAUGAUUUAUAUAACAUGACGGGAAGGAUAAUGAUUGAAUAGGGGUAAGGGUACAGGAUUUCAAAAUUAUAGUAUUCCAAGAUGCCAGUGGAACAAAAAGCAGAUAUAUAAAAUAAUAUACGACCCAUGGUUCUACUAGAUUAUAAUAGCUAGGGCCUCCAUUCUAUUUCUUUGCGACUUGUCCUUCAAUGGAGUCCCAGACG